AUGAGAGAUCGCUUUUCUAAUCUACGACUCGCUGAUCCUGAAUUUUAUAACCCUGCUCCGGUUGAUAUCUUAUUAGGGGUUCAAUCAUACUUCGAUAUUCUGACGGACGAACCGCAGCAUAUAAUCGGUAAACCAAGUGCGAUAUCCACGAGAUUAGUCUGGGUUAUAAUGGGAGGUGUGUCGUCAGCGAUUUCCCAAAUUGUUCAGUCAUUGUUUGUGACAUCCGAGGAAGAGUUACUCAAUGACACCUUGAAAAUGUUCUGGGAAUCGGAAGAUAUAUCAAAUCCGGGCGUGAAUCUCUCCCCAGAGGAUACCUUUUGCGAGGAAUAUUUCUCUUCUACGGUAUCACGAGACUUGACGGGACGGUACAUAACUAGACUCCCCUUCAAAAAUAAUUCUCGUCCUAAGUUAGGCACAAAUCGACAGCGAUCAUUGGAGCGGUUUCAUAAGCUGGAGUGUAGGUUCAAACGCGAUCCGGAGUAUUACAGGUUAUAUAAAGAAAAUUUGAGGGAAUAUGUAGAACAGGGACAUAUGGUCCCAGCUCCUCAAAGUUCCGACUAG
This is a messenger RNA of Harmonia axyridis, 561 nucleotides long. RefSeq lists its product as uncharacterized. The transcript has a single exon. NCBI's taxonomy places the organism in Eukaryota, Metazoa, Arthropoda, Insecta, Coleoptera, Coccinellidae. Bases 1 to 561 code for a protein of 186 amino acids. The record is from RefSeq and is a predicted model, not a curated record.